GUACCACGGCGCGCAGACAGGAAGUGAUGCACAGAAGCGGGUAACGGGUUUUUUUUUUUGGCAAGGUGGCAGCGGCGUGGCUUGUGUGGCUUCCAUUGUCGCUGGUUGGCUCUGCCCGGGCAAUUGCGUGAUCAGAGCCCGCGUCUGCAGCACCGGCUGGGCGUCAGCUCUUCAUUCUGUUGACUUUUAUCGUUGAUUCCAAAGGGGCAACGCAGAGCAGCACAGCGUCAAUCAGUUGACUUUCUGCUUCCAGGAGUUGGCCGCCGAUGACAAGCGGCACCGUUUCGGCCCGUCUCCCGCUCUGCCCGCCCCCGCCGACGGUGGCCCGGACUCCCCAUCCCCUAGAUGGCGGCCAUAUUGGCCGGGUGGUCGUCGGCAGCCAGGUAUCCCGGAAGUGACGCGUCUCACCCCGGAAGGCGGAGGGGGGGCCGCAGAGAGCAAGAUGGCAGCGAAAUCUGAUGGUGUGGGGGUCGUUACCGGUUUCGCCCAGCUGCACAACCUGGACGAGACGGUGGGGAACGGAGAAGGGGAGCCGGGGGAGAGCAGCUCCAUCCACAUUUGCCACUGCUGCAACACGUCGUCAUGCUACUGGGGCUGCAGGAGCGCUUGCCUCCGCUCUCUCCUGGGGACGGCGAAGGGGCGAGAAGCCCGGCGGUCGCUACCGCAGGAGGAGCGCCUCUGGCUCGAUUGUCUGUGGAUCGUCCUGGCGCUUCUGGUCUUCUUCUGGGACGUGGGCACCGACCUGUGGCUGGCCGUGGACUACUACACCAAACGGGACUACCUGUGGUUCGGACUGACCCUGUUCUUCGUGCUCGUGCCCUCGGUGCUGGUGCAGAUCCUGAGCUUCAGGUGGUUCGUGCAGGACUACACAGGGGGUGGACUUGGGGCCGUGGAGGGGCUCAGUCGAAGAGCCCCUGCUGCCAUGGGAGUAGCUGGCCGCCGUGCUGGUGGGGAUAGGUGCUGUCGACUGUCGGUGUGGAUUUGGCAGUCAGUCAUUCACAUCCUGCAGAUGGGGCAAGUCUGGAGGUAUAUUCGCACGAUGUACCUUGGAAUCCAGAGCCGGCGGCAAAAAGAACACCAGCGCCGCUUCUACUGGGCCAUGAUGUACGAGUAUGCAGAUGUCAACAUGCUGCGCCUCCUGGAAACCUUCUUGGAGAGCGCCCCUCAACUGGUGCUACAACUCUGCAUAAUGAUCCAAAAGAACAGGGCCGAAACUCUACCGUGCCUGUGCUCCUUGGCCUCCCUGCUCUCCCUCGCCUGGGUGCUAGCGUCGUACCACAAGCUCCUGAGAGACUCACGGGACGACAAGAAAAGUAUGAGCUACCGGGGAGCUUUAAUCCACAUUUUUUGGCGCCUGUUCACCAUCUCCUCCAGGGUGCUUUCCUUUGCUCUGUUUGCCUCUAUCUUCCAACUGUAUUUUGGGAUCUUCGUGGUGGUCCACUGGUGCGUAAUGGCCUUCUGGAUUGUCCACGGGGGCACAGAUUUCUGCAUGUCCAAGUGGGAGGAGGUCCUCUUCAAUAUGGUGGUGGGUAUCGUUUAUAUCUUUUGCUGGUUCAACGUCAAGGAAGGCAGGACCCGAUACCGCAUGGUAGCUUACUAUGCGGUGGUGCUCACAGAGAACGCUGCCUUGACGUUUCUGUGGUAUUUCUACAGGGAUCCCGAUGCCACCGACUCUUAUGCAGUGCCCGCCCUCUGCGGCGUGUUUCUUAGCUUUGCCACAGGAGUGGUUUUCAUGCUUCUCUAUUAUGGUGUUCUUCACCCUAUGGGCCCCCGAGCCAGGAUCCUGGCCAGCUCCUGUUGCGCUGAGCUGCUGUGGGGACUACCUUUGCCUCCAGAGGCCGAGCCUAUGGCUUCCACCCCGGGGCCAAGGGGUUCCCAAGCUACCCCUACUAGAGGGGGCUCCACUGGGGAUCAGCAGCAACAACAAGAGGAUCUUACAGCCGAAACCUGCCUGCCCGUUUUCCAGGUGAGACCAACGGUGCCAACCACCCCUAUGGGAAGACCCUACCACCCCGAGGGUCCCCUCAUUAAGAUCGACAUGCCAAGGAAAAGGUACCCAGCCUGGGACGCUCACUUUGUAGACCGCAGGCUGAGAAGGACUAUUAACAUCCUGCAGUACAUCACCCCCAAUGCGGUAGGGAUAAGGUACAGGGAUGGACCUCUGCUCUAUGAGCUCCUCCAGUACGAGUCAUCGCUUUGA
Molecule: messenger RNA, 2200 nt
Organism: Polypterus senegalus (gray bichir)
Lineage: Eukaryota; Metazoa; Chordata; Cladistia; Polypteriformes; Polypteridae
Gene: xkr6b
Product: XK, Kell blood group complex subunit-related family, member 6b
Exons: 3
Coding region: 443-2200 (585 amino acids)
Biological process (GO): phosphatidylserine exposure on apoptotic cell surface; apoptotic process involved in development; engulfment of apoptotic cell
Cellular component (GO): plasma membrane
Source: RefSeq, a predicted model, not a curated record